GACCAGAUUGCUAUUCUGUGCCGCAACUAAUGGUACCAUGAUUCCCGGAGAUCUGGACGUACUCAGAGGAAAUUCCAGCGGUAGAUGCCAACCUUGUCCGGCGACCGGCGUGCUCCGGUUGCUGGUCCUGGCCGUCUGGGUGGCAACAGGAAAAUCUAGUGGUUGGCAGCAUCGGUGGAGAGCCGAUGCACGCCAGGUAGAGAGGUAGGUCCUCAGGACGGCGUGAUCCCAAUCUCAAUCUGCAAGGAGAUGGGGGGCGAAAGCAUGCUCUGCUAUGCUAGAAGCUCCGCGUUCCGGUCGGUGAACGCCACUGCCGCCGCGAGCUCAGCUCACCUCCGACGGCACAGAACGAAGCCACUGCCGCACCCGAGGCAACCGCGUCGACCCACCCCACCCAGACGACACCUCCUCAGCACCAACACGCCGGGACUACCAGGGCCGCGCGCGCCUCGCGCCCCCGAUCCAAAUCCAAACGGUGCAGGCGGACCAGCAGCGGCGCGCACGGGCGGCCACCGCGCCUAAUUGGCGCUGCGGCCGCCACCACGCCUGAAAACACAUGCGAUCGUGGGACCUCCGAUCCCGUCCCAUGUCACCGCCGGCCUGCCCGUGCCUUCCCAAGUUCCUAGCACCACAGGCGGCGCACAGGUGACGACGGAGCGGCAGCAGUAACCGGCAGGCGAAUUCGAAAUCCAGCCGCGCCGCGGGGCGAACUCGCUCUCAUGUGCAGGCGUGGCGUGGCGUGCAGCGCCGGCCCCAACCGCGGCCGGCCGUCGCGCCGCCGAGGCUACGACCGUUCGGGGCCCUCCCUGCCUCCACGCGGAAGCUCUACUUCCUGCCCCUCCCUCAAGACUGAACCCCGUCGCCUCUCGGGUCACCUUCGCCAGUCGCCACGCCGUCCCGCCCGGACCGCCGUGGCGCUCUGCUCCGAUCUACCAAAUCCAUGGCUCGGCACCGAGGACGCGGACGCAUAACAAUCAUGCCAUCCGCCAGCGCCUUGUCUCGCCGUCGGAUCGCCAGAUGGGAGAUACGGAACCAAACAAGGACCAAGAACGGGAUGGAACAGCACAUAUGCUGCUGAGUGCUGACUACUGGAAGAAGCACCAUCUGCAGCUACGUUGCGUAGUCAACACCGUGUCUUGCUUGUUCAACCACAUUGCUGCUGAGAGGCCUUCAUGGUUUGUAUCUCACUAUACCUGCGAUAUCCGAUAUGUUAGUGCACAAGAUGCUGACAUACUAAAGAUACUGUAUUUAUGACCAGUCCUGUUCAGUAAUAUCUUCCUUUGCGGUUUAACUGAUUCUGCAAGAACUGUCGGAGCACAUAAUCUACGUAUUUCAUUAUUAUCUUCUGCUGUUCUAUCUGUUUUUUUUUUGCUAUAAAAAAAUUCGAACUGAAUAAACUCUAUACAUUUGCAUUAUGUGCAGAUGGAAAAAACACAAAGGUUAGCUUUAUAUUUUGCUCCUCAUCCCUAGCAAUGUAUAUGACCUGUAUUGGCUAUGUGAAAAAGGCGUGUUUUUCUUGACCAAAAUAAAACAAAAGCAAAGGGAGUUAUUGCCACAAAAUUAAGCCUAAGCAUCUGUUUGUGGUCAAUGCAUGCCUACAUGAUCAUCUAUUUUUUCUUAGGCUUCUAUCCAUUGUCACUACAUAAAAUGCAUGCCCUACAAUCUGAAUAGACCUACACGAUUUGGGCAUUAACAUAUUCACGCUGCAAAUCAAAGUGUAAACACAAACAGAACAAUCAAUUUUUGGAAUUACUGGAAUUUCAUUAGGUACCUACACGAUUGACCAAAAGUUGCUAACGUGUCAUUAUAUUUUGUAAGCAGCUUCAUCUUCUUUGAAUAUGAACGGCAAACACUAUAAAGAACAUAAGGACGAGUUAUCAUCUAGGCUAUAAUUCUCUACGAAUGGGAAAACUGAUGUAACUGGUGCAUUUGUUUAUAACUAUUUGUUUUUGAGGAAAAACUGUGGAGCCUUGCUCCCCAGUGCAAAAAUCAAUUAAAAGAGAAACAAAGUACAGAGUUCUUACACAAGGUUAGCAGGAAGCUAACAAAGAAAAAGCUGGAACUAAACUAUUUGUUGAGGUAACUCUACUUAACAUGUCAAAUCAGGGAUUCAUGCAUCAGAUGUAUUGCAUAUUGAACAUUACAUGUGCAAUUAGUUCAAAUAACGCCACAAAGAAACGUGAAAAAGUAUAUCUGUAUUAGGAUUUAGGACACCUGUGUAUAUUCUGCCAUAUCAAAUAAUUUAGCACACUUUAAUGAUUUGCUAAAAGCACAGUGAAGUAGCAUAAUCAUAGUAGUAACUCUCAAUUUCCAAAAAAAAGCAAGGCAGAAGUGGAGUAUGAUGAAAAGAAACUGAGGAUAAGACCCUUCAAGAAGGCAGUCACAAGAUAACAAGUUCUGUGAAUGUCUAUUCUUCUGGUAACUUUUAAGGCAGCUAGCAUAUUCCAGAUUGGCAUUGUCACAUUCUAGGCUGUCUUCUGCUAAUCCAUGCAAGGUACACCUAACAAGCAAUUUUGGCAAUUCCAACCCAACAGGUUAGUAAUUUAUUAGUAUCUUGGCCUUUUGUAUUUGCUAUUUUUUUGAAAAACAUUUGUAUGUUUCUUAACUUUUGGUGCUGGCAGGAGGGGUACCCAAAAUUCUUGAUCAACAACUAAAAGAAAAUUAGGUUUCCCUGCAUAAAAAAAAACAACUAAAAGAAAAUAGAAUGUGCAGGAGAAGGGGAAAAGAGUUCUUAAGCGUUUGAGACUCCCUUGCUGUUAAAUAUGUAACUGUAGUAUCCUAUGAUAUCUUCAGCAAUUUGUUCCUGGAUCACACGAACUAUUAUGCAAUUAUGCAUUCAACUUCUAUCAGUAACUCAUAAGGUAUUUUCAUUUUAUUGAUGAUAAAUGGGGAAAAAUACAAAUACUUCUCCUAGAUACUGCUGCAACUACAAAUGGAGAAAAACAUUGCAUCCAAGUGUUUGAAGAGAUUGCCAGCAAGAUUGGAAUCUGUCAUCAGAUCGCUUGAGAUAGUUAGCAUUUGAAAGUGAAACAAAUAGAAGGCCUAUUAGAAAAUCUGAGGCAAACCAAAAUUGAAUUCAACACAAGAGCUUCUUUAUCCUUUUGUUUUGUUCUGAUCAUGAAAGAUAACCUUUUCACACUGCUGUUUAGGUACCAGUGGCACAUACGUCGUGGGAAUGAAGAGUUGAACCAAGAUGAGAAGUGGUAGCGUGCUGGAUCCUCCCCUCUUUUUUUUUUGGAAGAAGGCAGGAACGUUGCCUCGAACAAUUAAGGAGGAGCGUUCCCCCCCUCUUGAGCUGUAUCCAAUAUAUAUAUCUCUCUCGCACAUCUUCCCUGGGAUUCCGUGCUCCUCUUGCAGUCCUCAGAACGCAGCUCCCGCAGCCAGCCCCCAGAGCGCCGCCAGGCACAGGGAUCUGAAGUAUGGCACCGUCUCAACUUCCGGAGCUGGAGCUGUCCCCUACUGCUAUCUUCACCCGCUGCAAGGUGUGUGGAGGUUGUGAAGAGAAGGACAAGAGGUUCCUGGUCUGCAGCCACUCUGAGUGCUUUUACAAGUACUACCACGUUCGUUGCCUGACUAAAGAGCAGAUUGCAAGUGAUGUGCAGAUGGGCAGCCAGCUCUGGUACUGUCCAUCUUGCCUCUGCCGUGUCUGCCUGUGUGACACGGACGAUGAUAAGAUCAUCCUGUGUGACUGCUGCGAUCAGGCCUAUCACCUCUACUGCCUCAGUCCUCCUAAAACAAAGGUGCCUACGAAGUAUUGGGACUGCGACCCCUGCAAGAAGCGGAAGGAAAAGGAGAAGAGGAUAUUGAUGCUCCACAGGAAGGAUUACGACGGUGACAUUCUCAAGAGUACCGAGAUCGAUGGCCUGGACUUGCUGCUUAAUGCUGCGGAAAACUCGACGGGUGAUAAGGAGACGGAGGUGGCUACGACCACCGGAAAGUAAGAGGCAUGGAGGUUGUGAGCAAGCGGAUUUUGUUGUCCUCUGCCGUGAGUCCAGCUAGCGCGAAGUUUCUGCCCUGGGAGGCUCAGCUCUGCCCAGCUGAAUGGGACGAGCGGCUGAGGGCAGUAGAAACUUGUGCUUUCUGAACUGAAUGGUUAGAGAAUAUGAAUCCGCUACAAUUGCUCCAAUCUAUUUCUUUAUUUACCAUUUCUUUCACCUCAGCAAGGUCAUACUUGACAAACUUGCCAGCGUCUCUGAACUUGAGAAGAUUGUGAUUACCCGUGAUGGUUUUAAUGGUUUAUUAUGGAACUGGAACUUGGUAGACUUAAAGCA
Molecule: messenger RNA, 4271 nt
Organism: Sorghum bicolor (sorghum)
Lineage: Eukaryota; Viridiplantae; Streptophyta; Magnoliopsida; Poales; Poaceae
Product: PHD finger protein EHD3
Exons: 5
Coding region: 3420-3941 (173 amino acids)
Source: RefSeq, a predicted model, not a curated record